AACGGUCACGACCAACACCAACGCCGAACAUCACCAUUUUUCUCUGCGAACAAAAUUUGAAAAAAAAAAAAAACAGAGAGAGAGAGAGAGAGAAAUGAGGAAUCUUUGUCAGAAUUGGGAUGUUAGAGGCGCGAUUGGAGUUAAUGUGGGGAAACCUAGUUGGGAAGUUUUGUUCCCCCGUAGGUUGUGGUUGCCGACGUGGACAGGCGAGAGGAAAGAGGGGAAGUUGAAGGUGCAGUGCGGUGGUGGGAGAGGGAGAGAGGGGUGCCUCCAAUCUGCGGCCAAAAGCGCUUUUGCCUUUGGCGUUUCCGCCGCGGUUUUGCUUGCCGUCUUCCGCCACUCGCCGGCGGCGCUCGCUGAGUCCCUCACUGUUGCUUUUCCCGUUUCGCGAGCACCUGAGGUAAAUGCAGUUCAAAGAACUCUUGUGGAAGCAUGGGGUCUAAUUCGAGAAACAUUUGUUGAUCCUACAUUUAAUCAUCAAGAUUGGGAUUUGAAGUUACAGCAAACCAUGGUGGAAAUGUUUCCCCUGAACUCAGAAGAUGCAGCAUACACAAAAAUCCGUGGAAUGCUUUCCACCCUUGGAGAUCCUUUCACUCGAAUUAUCAGCCCAAAGGAAUACCAAGGGUUUAGAAUUGGAAGUGAUGGGAACUUACAAGGAGUGGGCCUCUUCAUAAAUGUUGAACCAAGAACGGGACAUUUGGUUGUCUUGUCAUGCGUAGAUGGCAGUCCAGCUGCGCGUGCUGGUAUUCAUCAAGGAGAUGAAUUGAUAGAGAUAAAUGGUGAGAAGCUUGAUGGCAUUGAUAGUGAAACUGCAGCACAAAGGCUUAGAGGGAAUGCUGGAACAACUGUUACAGUAAAGGUCAAAGACUCAGGGACAGGCUCUUGUAUCCGAGAGGUCAAAAUUCCUAGGGAGUAUAUCAAGCUCUCUCCGAUAUCAAGUGCCAUCAUCCCUCAUAGAUCCCCAGAUGGUCAUCUCACAAAAACUGGCUAUGUGAAAUUGUCAGCCUUCUCUCAGACUGCUGCUGAAGACAUGAAGAAUGCCAUUCACGAAUUGGAAAAGCAAGGAGUAGACUCAUACAUACUAGAUCUACGGAACAAUCCUGGUGGUUUAGUAAAAGCUGGUCUUGAUGUUGCACAGAUGUGGCUAGAUGGAGAUGAGACUCUAGUGAAUACAAUUGAUAGAAACGGGAACAUGUUACCCAUUAAUAUGGUCGAUGGACAUGCAAUAACACAUGAUCCACUUGUGGUGAUUGUCAACGAGGGAAGCGCAAGUGCCAGCGAGAUUUUAGCCGGGGCAUUACAUGAUAAUGGUCGAGCAAUUCUUGUGGGGCACAAAACAUUUGGUAAAGGAAAGAUUCAGAGUGUCACUGAGCUUCAUGACGGGUCAGCCCUCUUUGUGACAGUGGCAAAAUAUCUAUCACCAGCCCUUCAUGACAUAGACCAGGUUGGUAUAACACCAGAUGUGCAGUGCACAACAGAAAUGCUGAAUUCAGCCAAGGAGCUUUCAUCCAAAGACAAGGCCUCAGUCUCAUCUCUGGAAGCAGAUUCAUGCAUAAUGGUGGCAGAACAUGAGUUGGAUAUGGAAGAGUCCAAGGGAACUGCUUCUUGAACAUUACAUUUCCUUUUGUCACACUUUCUUUUCAAUGUUUAACAGUUGAGAGAAAGGGUAGCUGAGUGCUGCUGUGUCAGCCAAUUCAUCAAUUUGUACAAUGGUAUACAAAAUAGAGAAACAGAUUGUAUAUACAAUUCAAUAGAAUGAUAGAAAAUCUACACACUAGUUGAAGCAUAACUGGCAAGUGUCUCAUACCUUAUAAGGGUUUGUAUAUAUGUGUGAAAAUAUUCAAAA
Molecule: messenger RNA, 1846 nt
Organism: Cajanus cajan (pigeon pea)
Lineage: Eukaryota; Viridiplantae; Streptophyta; Magnoliopsida; Fabales; Fabaceae
Product: Peptidase S41 family protein
Biological process (GO): proteolysis
Molecular function (GO): serine-type peptidase activity; protein binding; endopeptidase activity
Source: RefSeq, a predicted model, not a curated record